UUUGAUCUAAGGCGUUGGCUGCUUUUGAUUCAGAUGUGUUGGACCACGAACUCAUCUAAAAACUGCAGGACACCGUCGCUCGAGGACCGGAGUUUCACAUCGCCGUAAUUAAACCAAUGAAUUUGCCCUGGCAGGUUGUGUCCUCCCGUUACUAAACUCCUCUUGCGCCGCUUCGUUGACGCCGCUGCCCGCAUCGUCCGCCGGAUGACAGUAAAGGAGGCGCGCUCCAGUCACAUGCCUCUACAAAACAAUGAUAAGAAAAGGAGGAAGUCUUGGCGAACGCUUGGGAGUUCGUCGCUUAAGCGCCUGUCGCUUUUAUGAGCUGACAAAAUGGGGUUUUUGUCCCUGAUCGUGUUCGUUUGCUGGUGCUGUUCGGGUAAAGCUGCAGGGGAGGAUCAGCCCGUUCAAACAUUUGUGAUUCCUCACAGCCACAUGGAUGUAGGCUGGGUGUACACCGUCCAGGAGAGCAUGCACGCCUAUGCAGCCAAUGUGUACAGCAGCGUCACAGAGGAGCUGUCAAAGGUGAAGGAGCGCAGGUUUAUCUCUGUGGAGCAAGAGUUUUUCAGACUGUGGUGGGACUCUGUGGCCUCAGAUACUCAGAGGAGACAAGUCCGACAGCUUGUAAAAGAAGGUCGGCUGGAGUUCAUCAUCGGAGGCCAAGUGAUGCAUGAUGAGGCAGUAACGGACCUGGAAGAUGAGAUCUUGCAGCUGACAGAGGGCCACGGCUUUCUGUACGAAACAUUUGGUGUGCGACCACAGUUCUCCUGGCACGUGGAUCCAUUCGGAGCCUCGGCCACCACGCCGGUGCUGUUCGCCCUGGCCGGGUUUAAUGCGCACCUCAUCUCACGCAUUGACUAUGACCUCAAAGACAGCAUGCAGAAAAAGAAGAAACUGCAGUUUGUGUGGAGAGGUUCUCCCUCAUUAAAAGCCCAGCAGGAGAUCUUCACUCACACCAUGGACCAGUACAGCUACUGCACUCCAUCUCAUCUACCAUUUUCCAACAGAUCUGGUUUCUACUGGAACGGUGUGGCUUUGUUCCCGGACCCCCCUAAAGACGGACUCUACCCCAACAUGAGCCUCCCCGUCACCAAGGAGACGGUGCGGCCAUACGCUGAGACCAUGGUGGAGAACAUCAAGCAGAGGGCUGCGUGGUUCAGGACCAACCAUGUGCUCUGGCCAUGGGGCUGCGACAAACAGUUUUACAACUCAUCAGUGCAGUUCAGAAAUAUGGACCCUUUGAUGACGUACAUUAACCAGAACAGCAAGGAGCUCGGAGUAACGGUCCAAUAUGCAACCCUAGGCGAGUACUUCCAGUCAAUCCACCAAUCAAAUCUUACCUGGGACAUCCGUGGGAGCGAGGAUUUUCUGCCAUAUUCAACAGAACCCUACCAAGCGUGGACGGGGUUUUACGCUUCCAGAAAUGUCCUGAAGGGAGUGGCAAGACGGGCCAGUUCCAAGCUGCACGCAGCAGAGACUCUCUUCACCCGGUACCAGAUCAGCUUCCCAAACGGACCAGUAGCCAAAGACUGGGCUCUGGAUAAACUCAGGGCUCUGCGUUGGGCUGUCUCUGAGGUCCAGCACCAUGACGGCAUCACCGGCACAGAGUCUCCCAAAGUAGCGGAAAUGUACGUGCAGCACCUCAUGCAGGCCAUGAUGGGAGCUGAGGAGCUCCUAGCUGCUCUCUUUCUGCUGCCGCAUAACCUGGGUGUCUCUGGCGUUCCCAGCAGAAGCUUCCAGAGAAAAGGUGCUGAUCAGGCUCUGGAGCAACAUGUGAUCAUUUACAACCCGUUGGCGUGGAACAUCACUACUAUCGUUAACAUCACUGUAACGUUCCAGAGUGCAGCCAUCUAUGACGAUGAUGGACAGCCCGUUCCUGCACAGAUCCAGAGGUCGGCACAGUCCAACGCCACUUACGACCUUUUCUUUGUGGUCCAGCUCGGCGGCCUUCAGCACAGGAAAUACUCCGUUCAGUUCUCUGAGGCGCCGUGUUCUGAGAAGUCCAAGUGUGAGCACACGUAUGAAGCACAGGGAGUUGUGUUCGAGCGGCGGCGUGUGAAGGACUGGGGGAAAACAGGAAGGUGGCUUCUUCCUGUUCUGAAUGACUGUUACAAACUCAUGUUUGACCAGGACACCAACCUCCUGCACAGCGCCACCUACCUAAAGGAACAAAGGCGAAUCAGGAUGAGACAGGAUUUCUGGGAAUACGACACCAACGGAGACGUGAAAGCAGGACCCAUCUCUGAUAACUACAUCUUCAGCCCUAACGGCUCGGCUGUUCGGGCCUACAAGGCCGUGGAAAUGGAGAUUAUCCCAGGAAAGGUGCUUACUGAGAUCAGGCAGCGGUUCUACAGAGAGGAUGGUGAUAAGGACUACGCCUACUCAAUCACCACUCGUGUCCCAGAAUAUUCAGAGACCGGACUGCCGUGCCACAGACUGGAACAGACCUACUCACUGGGCCCCCUGCGCCUCAACACAGAGGUCGUUCUCAGAACCAGCUCCUCCCUCAAAAACAAUAAGACUCUAUACUCUGAUGACAACGGCUACCAAAUGAUGAAGAGAAUCUACAAGAAAUUCACCAACAACACUUUAGCAAGGAAUUACUUCCCCAUGGUCCGAACAGCCUACAUCGAGGACGACCUCAGUCGGCUGGUGCUCCUCAGCGACAGAGCUCACGGUGUGUCCAGUCAGGCCGGAGGACAGCUAGAAGUGAUGCUCCAUCGCCGUCUUUGGAACAACUUGCCGUGGAACCUCGGGUACAACCUGACGCUGAACGACAGCUCGGCUGUGACGCCCACCCUUUGGAUGAUGCUGGGGUCUGUGAGUGCCACCUCCAAGCUGUACCAGACGGGGGCGGUAGAGCUGCAGCACAGACCAGUCGUCAUGCUAAUAGACCACCCAAACAAGACCUGGAAGGAUAAAGAACUUAGAUUUAACUCUCCAGUGGCUCCAGUCGUUCUACCUCCCAACCUACACCUGCUCAGCCUCAGCAUCCCAGGAUGGAAGUACAGCUCCAAUCACGAUCUUCACCUCAGCCACCUACAUUCAGGUAAGGAGGUGCAGUCUGAGCCAGACUAUGAUCGGGUUCUGUUGAGAAUAAUGCAUCUGUUUGAGGAGGAAGAGGACUCCAAGCUUUCCAAGCCAGUCACAGUAAACUUAAAGGAUGUUUUGAAGGGUUUAGGGGAAGUGAGAGACGUGGAGGAGCGUUCUCUCACAGGAACCUGGAAUAUCACAAGUCUGCAAAGGUGGAAUUGGAAAACUGCAGAUACCUCUGGAAAAAAAAAUGAACAGUAUUGGAAGAGUGAGGAUAAAGAUUUCACCGUCACCAUCUCACCCAAAGAGAUCAGGACCUUCUUUGUUCACUUUAGAUCCAGCAACUGUUAGACAGGCCCUGCUUCCAUCUUCUGUGAAGAUCACAGCUCUUUUUGCAAAUCAUGUUACUUUGCUGCUUAAUGAUUCAAUGCAGUUUUUGCACAAUGUGGUGAUUUUUUGCUAUGAUGUGUUGGAGUAUGAAUUUGUGUCUCAGAUUAAAGUGAUUAUUUUUUUUUUUU
This is a messenger RNA of Girardinichthys multiradiatus, 3548 nucleotides long. It is a transcript of the gene man2b2, whose product is annotated as mannosidase, alpha, class 2B, member 2. Gene Ontology annotation, biological process: mannose metabolic process. The record is from RefSeq and is a predicted model, not a curated record. The coding region runs from base 331 to 3381 and encodes 1016 amino acids. Gene Ontology annotation, cellular component: lysosome. Gene Ontology annotation, molecular function: alpha-mannosidase activity; carbohydrate binding. The transcript is spliced from 19 exons. Lineage: Eukaryota; Metazoa; Chordata; Actinopteri; Cyprinodontiformes; Goodeidae.